Molecule: messenger RNA, 1598 nt
Organism: Pseudo-nitzschia multistriata
Lineage: Eukaryota; Bacillariophyta; Bacillariophyceae; Bacillariales; Bacillariaceae
Source: the annotation of a GenBank genome assembly
GAUCACACCGAAAAGCGAGUCUUUUUUGGGAACUUAAAGAAGGCAGUAUUUCGCACUGCCGAAAUUCAUAAUUCACAGAAGUAAAUUUUUGGUCAGAUACACUACGGUACCAUUGCUUUCCAUACUAGAUACCGACUAGUGACAAAACAUUUAUUGUGCAUUGCGCUACAAUUGUAACAACAAUAAUCCGCUGGUAUCCGCAUUAUCUGUGUACCUUCUGGAAUGUGCAACAUGCGUCACCUUUCUUCUUCGGACGUCGCAAGGCUUCUUCCCAAGACGACAAGCAAUGGCGAAGUGUCUUUUCCGUGGAAGCUCCAUAUUGUACUCGAGGAGAGUGAACAAUACGGUUUUCGAGAUAUUGUUUCGUGGCAGGGCGACAGAGCAUUCAAGGUCCACGACCAGAAACGAUUCGAGGGCAUUAUUUUAAAGAAAUAUUUCCGACAAUCACAGUACAAAAGUUUCCAACGUCAGUGUAAGUAGCCUUUUACAGCGACAGCGACAAACCAGCAAAUGAUUGAUACCAUUUAUAGCACCUCAUCGACAAUAUCUAUCUCUUACUCAUCAUAAAAUAUCGCGAAAACUUUCGAUGGUGUUUGUAACGUUUUGCAGUAAAUAUUUACGGCUUCAAACGUCUGAAAUCAUGCGAAUAUCAUGGAUCGUACACCCAUCCUCUCUUCAUUCGGGGGAAAACCGACAUCUGCCAUUUCAUGGUAAGAAUCAAGAUCAAGAAAAAGGGCAAGAAAGACGAACCACACCGGACCGGCAAUUUUCUAUAUAGAAACACCACCAAUAGAAUUACUGCAAAGAGGUGUCAUCUGGUAGGAGAGAGUAGCCCAGUUAAGAGGGUUCACGCAAAUCAUCUACUAUCGAAGCGGCUGUCUGUUGAAACUUGCGUUUCUCCGAGCCAAGAAGCUCUCGAACCUAGAAUCGCCUCGCUGAAUGAUAGGAACAAUUUCGUGGUCGGAGUACUUUCCUCUCAUACUGCUCCCAACAUUGUACCUUCCGACGAAACCGAUACCUUCGCCACUGGUGAUGUAAACAAAGGCAGUCCUGACUCACUAUCGAAUGUUCGAUUGAAGCUAUUAUCUGUUAUGGAUAAAGUAGUCGACCACGGGAACAUGGUAUUUGGAAACAUGGGGGUAGUUUUAUCGUCCUGUGAGGAAGAGGAUCUCAAACGCCGGCAAUGCGAUUUGAUGGAGCGGCUAGAUAAAUUGUUUGAGAGGCACCAGCGGUUCAUAGAAGAUCGAAACCCUCAGGAUAUCCCUAUCUAUGACGACGUUCCUUCAGACAGCUUUCUACAUAUAUUGCAUCACCAACAGACAGAAGAUGUUUCACAACAAUAUACUGAAACCAAAGAAGAAUUGGAUUUUCAGUAUUUAGAAAAUCUGUUUCAAUUAUGAUAAUAUACAUUUGCAACAAAGCACCCUUCGUGGCUUGUGAUGGUGACAAAAAGCAGAAUUUUCUAUUUUCGUUUGAAGACCUUUUCAUAAGGGGAUGAAAGAGUCUAGCAAUAUUCAAUAAUUGAGAAUCUACUGUAUGCUGAUUCUUACUCUGUUUCAAAGUUUCGAUAUACCUGAUAAGAAACAGAUUGACACUUU